Molecule: messenger RNA, 680 nt
Organism: Daktulosphaira vitifoliae (grape phylloxera)
Lineage: Eukaryota; Metazoa; Arthropoda; Insecta; Hemiptera; Phylloxeridae
Gene: ND-B22
Product: NADH dehydrogenase [ubiquinone] 1 beta subcomplex subunit 9
Exons: 3
Coding region: 147-581 (144 amino acids)
Biological process (GO): mitochondrial electron transport, NADH to ubiquinone
Source: RefSeq, a predicted model, not a curated record
AUAAUACAAUGAUAACAUUUUCUAGCAUAGACUUUUCAGUUUCAUAGUUACAAAAUUUUAUAUUUUAAUUUUUGAAUAACUGAUGUUGAGAUAUUUCUUAUUAUAAUAGAGCAGUUUUAAAUAUUUCAUAUAUUCUAAAGUAAAAAAUGGCCCAUAUACCCUUUGAGAUAAUAACUCAUAAACGACAAGUCUGCUCACUUUACAAAAAAGCUUGCAGAACUAUUGAAGAUUGGGUUCAUUAUAGACCUUUGAUGCGAAUUAAUGUAGUACGCCUGAGAAAACGUUUUGAUGAUAAUAAGAAUAUAAUUGAUGUAGUUAAAGCACAAGAAUUAUUGAAAAAAGGUCAACAUGAACUAUGGGCAAAUCAACAUUAUCAGCCUCAUCAAUUUCCGUCAUCACCAGGAGGUACAGCUUUUGAACGUGACUGUUUCCCGCCAGAUUGGGUAGUGGAUAAUUGGCAUCCAUUAGAAAAAGCUCAGUACCCAAAAUACUUUGCAAAAAGAGAAGAACUUAAAAAGGAAUAUAUAUCUUUAUGGGAAAAACGUUGGGGAAAACCUUUUAUCCCACACGAUGAACAUUAGAAAUCUAAGUAUUUAGUAAUGACAUCAAUUAAUAAUUAGAAUGAUGUUUUCAAUAAAAAGUCUUGCUGUAUAAAAAUCAUAAUUUAGAUUUUUACUUUA